AUGAGAGUAUUACUUGUAUUAGUUGCAUGUUUAACAUAUUUUAGUGGUGGUGCAUUAGCACAAUCAUGUUCUUCAUAUUCUGGUGACAAUUGUCCAAGUACUUGUUUCCAAGGAUCAUAUGAUAUCCCAUGUGGUGCACAAGUUAAAUAUUGUACAGAAAUGAAAGAUAAUUGUGGAGAAGGUGGUGAUGUUAAAUGUUGGAAAGAUGGUAGUAAUCUCCCAGUCCAAACAUGGAGUUCAUGUGUUCCAAGUGAAUUAUUUGGUCCAAAUGGUAAAUUUAAACCAAGUGAAAUACCAAAUUCUUCAAAUUGUCCAACAAAUUGUGAAAAUGGUGUAGAAUGGGUUAAUUUAUGUGGUUUAUCUUGCGAUGCUAAAACAGCAUGUUGCCCAGAUGUUUGUCAAUGUAAAGGUGGUCAAACAAGUGGUGGUUCAACAACUGGUUCACAAACAAGUGGUGGUUCAACAAGUGGUGGUUCAACAACUGGUUCACAAACAAGUGGUGGUUCAACAACUGGUUCACAAACUAGUGGUUCACAAACAAGUGGUGGAUCAUGUUCAAAUACUCAAUGUCCAAAUGGAUUCUAUUGCCAAGUUCAAGGAAAUAAUGCAGUAUGUGUUCCACAACAAUCAUCAACCAGUGGUGGUCAUCAAAAUGAUCCAUGUGAUACCGUUCAAUGUCCAUAUGGUUACAGUUGUGAAUCUAGAGAUGGCUUUGAAGCUAAAUGUACUAGAGAUGAAGAUGAACCAACUCAUAGACCAACUCAUAGACCAAAACCACCACACGACAGUGAUAAAUACCUCUGUGAUAAUGUCCACUGCCCAAGAGGAUACAAAUGUAAUGCUAAAAAUGGUGUUGCCAAAUGUAUUGCCGGUUAUGAAAUUCCAAGAGUAUGUCGUAACAUCCAAUGUCCAACCGGUUACAGAUGUGAAGAUCACAACCGUAAUCCAAUCUGUGUUUUAGAAGAAAGAGAGAAUCCAGAUAAUUGUUUAACUUGUAAUGAUGUUAACUGUGAAGCCUCUGGUUUAGUUUGUGUUAUGACUCGUGCUAGAUGUAAGGUCGGUGCUGCUAAAUGUUGUGAUGUUCAACCAACUUGUAUCAAACCAUCAACCAUCGCAGGCUCAACCAUCGCUUCAAUUGCUUCUACUAUUGCUUCAACUGGUUCAACUGGUGCUACUUCACCAUGUUCCGUUGCUCAAUGUCCAACUGGUUAUGUUUGUGUCGCUCAAAAUAAUGUAGCUGUUUGUUUGCCAAGACCUACCACUACCACCGGUAGCACAUCUGACUCGUCUGCCCUUGGUUCAACCUCUGAAAGCUCUGCCUCUGGUUCCUCUGCUGUUUCAAGCUCUGCCUCUGGUUCUUCUGCUGCUUCAUCUUCACCAUCAUCAUCUGCUGCAAGCUCUUCUCCAUCUUCAUCUGCUGCAAGCUCUUCUCCAUCUUCAUCUGCUGCAAGCUCUUCCCCAUCUUCAUCUGCAUCAUCAAGCUCUUCCCCAUCUUCAUCUGCAUCAUCAAGCUCUGCCCCAUCUUCAUCUGCAUCAUCAAGCUCUGCUCCAUCUUCAUCUGCAUCAUCUUCAUCUGCAUCAUCUUCAUCUGCAUCAUCUGCAGCAACUACAGCUGCAACUACAAUUGCAACUACAGCUGCAACUACAACUGCAACUACAACCGCAACCACAGCUACAACCACAGCCACAACCACAGCUACAACCACAGCUGCAACCAUAGCUACAACCACAGCUGCAACUACAACUGCAACUACAACCGCAACCACAGCUACAACCACAGCUACAACCACAGCUACCUCUUAA
Molecule: messenger RNA, 1803 nt
Organism: Dictyostelium discoideum AX4
Lineage: Eukaryota; Evosea; Eumycetozoa; Dictyosteliales; Dictyosteliaceae
Gene: cotA
Product: spore coat protein sp96
Exons: 2
Coding region: 1-1803 (600 amino acids)
Biological process (GO): sporulation resulting in formation of a cellular spore
Cellular component (GO): spore wall
Source: RefSeq, a predicted model, not a curated record